Lycium ferocissimum is the source of this 802-nucleotide messenger RNA. RefSeq names its product serine/threonine-protein phosphatase 7 long form homolog. The record is from RefSeq and is a predicted model, not a curated record. The transcript has 2 exons. The coding region runs from base 23 to 742 and encodes 239 amino acids. Lineage: Eukaryota; Viridiplantae; Streptophyta; Magnoliopsida; Solanales; Solanaceae.
GUCGCGGUGUCCAUUGAUACAUAUGGAUAUCGUUGAGUAUCACGCGCCCGAUCGCGUGGUACGGCAGUUUGGGUAUGUACAAAAUAUACCCGUGGCUACGGUUUGGGAGCAUGAACACUAUGCGAGGGACGAGCGUGCGGGCGUCGAUGAUGCAUGGCGACUCCAUAUGCAGCAGCAGGUCCAGAGUUGGGAUGUGAGGAUGGCGAGGCUAGCGGUGGUCGGACAUGAUACUCCCAUCCAUGUGUACAUGGAGUGGUACAUGCGGAUCACUCGCAUCAUUAUUGGCAACCCCUCUAGGCGUCGUCCAGAUGGCCUGGGAUAUGUAGCUCUUGCAGGAGCGUACGAGGCGCUGGUACGGACCGUUCAGACGAUGCGCUAUGAGAGCACUGCCCGUACGGAGUCCCCCGAGACGGCGGAGUACGCAGCACGGAUGAUUGAGCUUGCCGAGACCCCCGAGACAGCACAUGACUUUGAGCGUCUCCAUGAGCGUGUUCCCCGUGCCCCACCUGGGGCAGCAGGUAGCCGUGGUCGCCGAGGAGCUGGUGGCCGUCGCAGAGGUGCUAGGGCUGGCAGAGGUGAUGAGGCUCCGUCGACAGAUAUCCCAUCGACUUCUCAUUCCCGGCCGUCGACUUCACAGACACCUCUGUAUACGCCGGACCCUUUUCCAGGUUAUGUGCCCUGGCCUUCACUUUCAGAUCCACCAGUUCGUGAUCCACGAGGGGUGAGCGGCCCUUGUUCGUGAUCUACGUGGUGGCCUACAUUUGCGGUUCGACGACUCCAUGUUCGAGGACUUCGUGUUUGA